Messenger RNA from Ascoidea rubescens DSM 1968, 2517 nucleotides. RefSeq names its product Nan1p (gene NAN1). Gene Ontology annotation, biological process: positive regulation of rRNA processing; positive regulation of transcription by RNA polymerase I. Lineage: Eukaryota; Fungi; Ascomycota; Saccharomycetes; Ascoideales; Ascoideaceae. Gene Ontology annotation, cellular component: nucleolus. The transcript has a single exon. Gene Ontology annotation, molecular function: protein binding; RNA binding. Bases 1 to 2517 code for a protein of 838 amino acids. The record is from RefSeq and is a predicted model, not a curated record.
AUGGUACUUAUUAACAAUUUUUCAAAGUACAAUAUAAUAUCAGCAGGUGGUGGGAAACUCGUUAGAUCAUCCAAUCCAACUACAGCAUUUUCUAAUGAUAACAAAACUUAUUUGGUUCUUUUUACCAACCAAAUCAAAAUAUAUAAUUUACUUAACAAGAUUUGCAUAAAAACUAUUUCAUUUGAAGACAACAAGAAACUCAGCUCAAUUAUUGACUUGAAAUAUGAUCCAGUUCAUACUAAUAUUAUAUGGUUGUUUUAUUCGAAUGGGGAAAUUUUGAUAUUUAAUAUAAACAGCCAAAGUGAAGUUAAAAGAUUAAAGGUGGAAGGCGUAAAGUUUUUAAAAGUUUUGAAGAUUAAUUCAAGCUAUGAGAUAAUAGCUAUAACUCAGGGUCAAAAGCCAAAUAUAAAAUGCGCAGCUAAAUUAACAUUGACUUCAAAUUUAAGCAGUUCAGAACUGAAUGGAGAUUUUAUUGAAUUUUACAAGGCAUUUAAAUAUCAAAACAAGAAUUUGACACAAGUUAGCAACGUUUCAUUUUUCAGUGUUUCUCCUAAUAAGAAUUCUAUUGCUUUCUUAAUUGCAACAAAUAAUAAUAUUUUAGUGAAGAUUUACACGAUCGAUAAAAAUCAGCAAAAUCAAUUUUCUAUUGUUUUUAAUUCGAGUUUGACAUCGAUUGCAUUAUCAAAUAAUCGAGUGUUAGCUUUAGGAUCUAAAACUGGAGUUAUAAAUUUAUUUUAUUCUUCUAAUAAAUCGAGGGCAUUAAGAUGGCAUGUUGAUAAAGUGAAUGCUCUUUCAUUUUCAUCCGACAAUAAUUAUCUUUUAUCCGGUGGAUUGGAGAAAGUGUUAGUAUUUUGGCAGUUAAACUCAGAUAAGAAACAAUUUUUACCGAGAUUAUCAGGACCUAUAUUGGAUAUUUCUAAUUCUACCAGUUAUUUCAAUUUGACAUUACAAUUGAAUGGAGUUAAUGAUCUUCAGUAUUUAGUAUUAAACGCAAUUGAUUUUACAUCUAGGAUAUCGAUUAAUACAAUUCGACCAGAAAUUUCCAAUUAUGAACUGUAUUAUAAAGAUCUCAAGAAACUAAAGGCUAAAUCUAAAGAUUUUCAAAAUAAUGGCAAAGUGAAUGGAAAUAAGCACAGUCUGAAAGAUUUAGUCAAGGUGAAACAUGAUUUUACAUGUUCAUUUGAAAUUAACAAUAACUCCAAUUACAUGUAUAUACCCAAUGGAUCUCAAGUACAGGCAUUUAAUUUAAACAAGAAUGAGCAAGUUUUUACGCAAAAUCUUAUUAAUGCAAUACAAUCGGCUGGUAAGGUGAGAUCUGAGAAAGAUGUUGAAGAAGCCAAAGUUCAUUUAGUGUCAUUUACUAAUGAUGGAUCCUGGAUGUGUACAUUUGAUUCAUUUAAAUAUUCUUCGCCCAAAAAUAAACUUUUAAUAGGUGACGAAAUUUUCACAUUAAAAUUCUGGAUAUUUAAUAAGGUGCUAAAUUCUUGGGAAUUGACUACUAAAAUUAUGAAUCCCCAUGGGCCGAAUAACUAUGUUUAUCAAAUUUUGGCUGCUCCUUCAAGUUAUUGCAAGGGCGUUUCAUUUUUAACGGUUGAUAAUAUUGGUGGAUUGAAAGUAUGGAAACCCAAUGUGGUGAAAGAAAACUAUAGCAUUAAUAAUAGUAACGUUUUGCAAAAUCAUAUUUGGUCAUUAUCGAAAUUUUUUAUGGGAAAUCCUAAAUUAAAAACCAACGCUAUUUCAGCUGUUUGGUCAAAAGACGCAUCAACUAUUUUUUUGUCGUUGGAAAACAAGAUUUCAAUUAUUAAUUUUCACGAGUUGAACAAUAUUAAUAGAAGUAGCGUGAUAGAACUUUUACCGUUGAUAUGCGAAACCAGAAUAAGAUCAUUAAAAUUGACAAACAAUGAUAACAAUCUUAUCAUUCUUUCCAAAAAUAAGUUGAUUAAUUUCAACUUGUUAAAUUUCAAGAUCAAAUGGCAGUUCAAACUAAACAAUUUAGUGUCGAUUCAUAGCAAGAAUUUGAUUGAUGUCAGCCAGAAUGAUAAUAUCAUUGCAUUGGCGGUCAACUAUAUCGAUCCACAGACCUAUAAAUACAAUGCCAAAAUCUUUAUGAUCGAUUGCCAAACCACAAGCAAGAAUUUCAUCAGUGUGAAGAAAGUUGAAAACUAUAUAUGCUCGUUGAAAUGGGUGCCAAAUACCAACGAUUUCAUAUUUUUUGAUUUCGAGUACAAUAUACUCAGGCUCACCUCGGAUAACAACACCAAGGACAAAAUUGCUGAUGCGAAGAUGGAGACGUCGUUCAGGAGCUUGCUAAAGAGCGCAGUUGACCAGAAAAGCUCAGUGGUGAAGGCGCAGAGUUCGUUGCGAGAAGAAGACCCACCUAGUGCAGACGUGGAGGACGUUUUCUGGUAUGGCAAGAACAUCAACAGCCAUACGUUCGACGCAGUGAUAAAGGAGGACUUUGAGUUUGACGACUUUCCCUUGGAGUCGUUGUUCGACCGAGCAAUGAGGUGUUUGUGA